Molecule: messenger RNA, 1622 nt
Organism: Melanaphis sacchari
Lineage: Eukaryota; Metazoa; Arthropoda; Insecta; Hemiptera; Aphididae
Gene: spdo
Exons: 3
Coding region: 238-1434 (398 amino acids)
Source: RefSeq, a predicted model, not a curated record
GUCAUCGCGAGCACACGCCAGGAGACCGUAUCGCGACAAUAAUAAUAAUAAUAAUAAUAAUAAUAACAAUAAUAUCGCUACCGUCGCGAGUCGUCUCGAUCAUCGCCCGUGGUGGCGCCGCCCGCCGGACGAAGAAUUUUCCAGAAAGCUCCAGACGAUAUUUAAACACCAACGUACACACACACACAUAUAUAUAUAUAAAUAUAUAGCGAAUUACGUCAACAGCGAAGCAGCGCCAUGUCGCGCGGCUACUACAACGGUGGUUACAACCACGCGUGCGAAGUGGACCAACACCGGUACGAGGAGAUACCGGACAUCGACCCGUCAAUGGACUUCCUGCAAGCCGACGACACGUCCACUACGUUCUACUACAUGGAGUCGCCAACGCGGCUGCGCAGGCCUUCGGACACCGCAGACCCGGCCGAACGGACGUUGCUGUUGCGCGCGCAGCAGCACAACCACUACCAACAGCUGCAACAACUGCAGAUGAACGGAUGUCCGCCGCCGCUACCGGCCACCCGGGCUAGGCGCAACACGCCGCCGUCCGCGGCCGGCGGCGACCGGUCCGUGGCGGCCGUGACGCCGUGCAAGGCCAGGCGCCGGUUGGACGUGUACGGCGACGAGUCGGGCGGCACCGUCAGCCUGCCGUCCACACCGUCCGGCGGCCGGACCGCCGACGUGUUCGCGCCGAUGAUGGCGCAGACGGCGUCCAGACCGGUCACCGUGCGCCGGGCCCGGUCGUCGGCCGCCCUCUACAACAAGCACAAGCGGCCGCCAGAGUUCCUGUCCGAAUACAAUCUGGACACGUGCGUGCCGGUCACCGGCGUCCAGUACGACCGGCCCAGGAACACGGCCGUCAUACAACCCAUCUACAAGGCGCCACUGCCGUCCGUGUUUCAGGUGGAAGAGAAAACGACGCCGCAUAAUAUGACCGAGUCGCCCGCCAAGCCGUCGUGGUCGCGGACUCCCCCAGCCCGGACGUCCGUCCAGUCGCUGCCCGUGUGCACCCUGUGGUCGGCCGCCAUGGUACUGGUGGUGUCCGGCACGGCCAGCUGCAUGCUGUGCUUCUACCUGAUGUCCCGGCGUGGCCGGCUGUACUACUUGAACGCCGGGCUGCUGGCGGCCGCAGUGUGCCUAGUGCUGGGUUUUCCCGGGUUCCGGUCGCAGCAGUGGCGGUGGCUGCCCAACCGUAACUACGUGACCGGUUACAUACUGGUGGCCAUGUUCAGCGCCCUGGAGACGUGCGCGCUGUGGCUUAUGUGUCAGAGCACCGUGCUGGACCCGGCGCUCAACGACAUCGGCGCCGGCGUCGUGUGCGGCAUAUCCGCGCUGUCCGUCACGCUCGCCUGUCUAGGGGUCAGCACGUCGUACUGUUGCCGGUACCCGCCACCCGACAACAGGGUCGCGCACGCCGUCGAGGGGUUCGUAGUGUAGACCACCACCCGCCUUACCCACCUGCUCAAGAUUAAUUAUAAAUAUCUAUUACGUCGUAGCCCCGACUAAUGGUACCCAUAUCCGCUGCGUUUCGAGCUCUCGUGCGUUGCGCGAAUGUAUAGUUUUUAAUAUAUUAUGCAUAAUUUCAUAAAAUUUGUAUCAAAAUGAAUACCCAAUGAAUACAAUUU